AGGUUAUUUGUUAAACCCUUCCAAGUGUUCUUUGAACUAAACUUCUCUUGAACCCUCACAUUCGAUUGACUUACACUUCAGUUUUAAAAUCAUUUCCUAAAACCUAGUACGUUCACCUGCAUUGAGUGAUAUUUUCUUUAAAAAGAUUAUACUUUACUUUUUUGUGGUUUUUAAAACGUAUAUAUCUCACUAGUAGCUUUAAAAUUUAAGAAUGUGUUCCCGUGAUCCGGCCUCGAAUCAAUUAAUCGACUAUAAAACCAAUGACUCUGAGGAGCAAAGGCAAUGCACAACUUCUAGUGGAACUCCAGUUGCCGGAAGGGAUGCCAUACAAACGGUGGGUCCAAGGGGUCCUGCCCUGCUCCAGGACUUUCAGUUUUUGGAUGAAAUUAUGAGUUUCGAUUGCGAACGAAUACCCGAACGUGUGGCCUAUGCCAAGGGAGCUGGCUUUGGUUACUUUGAGUGUACCCAUGAUAUAUCAAAGUUCUGUGCAGCCACAAUUUUCGAUAAGGUAAAGAAACGCACAGCCGUUGCCAUGAGAUUUUCCAUGUCCUGCGGUGAGAAUGGUUCGGCGGAUACGAUCCGUGGAGAGCGAGGAUUUGCUGUGAAAUUCUAUACAGAUGAUGGCAUCUGGGAUAUGGUGGGAUGUAAUAUGCCUGUGUAUUAUGUGCGGGAUCCUUCGCUAUUCCGCCUGAUACAUGCCCAAAAGCGUAAUCCACAGACCCAUCUCAGGGAUGCGGAUAUGUUCUGGGAUUUUAUGACCCUGCGUCCGGAGACUCUGCAUGCCCUGCUCAUGUAUUUCAGUGAUCGGGGAACCCCCGAUGGAUAUCGUCAUAUGCAUGGCUUUGGAGUGCACACCUAUCGCAUGGUUAAUUCGAAUGGGGAAACGCAGUAUGUGAAGUUUCACUUUAAAACCGAUCAGGGCAUCAAAACUGACAGUCGACGCUGUGAUGAGCUAAAGUCCCGACCCGAUUAUGCCAUAAGGGAUCUAUUCAACUCGAUCAAGAAGGGCAAUUAUCCCACUUGGAGUAUGUUUAUACAGGUAAUGCUCAAUGAGGAGGCCAAAAAGUGUCGCUUUAAUCCCUUUGAUGUGACCAAAGUGUGGCCCCAAAAGGACUUUCCCCUGCUGCCAGUGGGCAAGAUUGUCCUGGAUCGUAAUCCCACCAAUUAUUUCACGGAGGUCGAACUAGCCUUUAGUCCGGCUCAUAUGGUACCAGGAAUCGAACCUUCGCCGGAUAAGAUGCUUCAGGGUCGACUCUUUGCCUAUGGAGACACUCAGCGGCAUCGUUUGGGCAUUAAUUGCAUGCAAAUCCCUGUCAAUUGUCCCUACAGGGUUAAUGUAAGAAACUACCAACGCGAUGGCCCCAUGACAGUGACUGAUAAUCAGAGUGGAGCUCCCAAUUACUUCCCAAACUCUUUCUGCGGUCCCAAGGAAAGUCCCCGAGCAAUGGCCCUGCAAACGUGCUGUCCUGUGACUGGUGAUGUUUAUCGCUACAUGAGUGGUGAUACCGAGGAUAACUUUAGUCAGGUCACCGAUUUUUGGACAUAUACUUUGGACAAUUGUGGGAAGCGAUUGGUCCGAAACUUGUCUGAGCAUCUGUCCGAGGCCAGUCAGUUCCUUCAGGAGCGUGCCGUUAAACUAUUUACCAUGGUUCACUGAUUCGGUCGCUUGAUGACGGAGGCCCUAAACACGGCCAAGAUAUCCAAGUUCUAGGAAGUCUAGAAGCCUAAUUUGAUAAGCUUAUAUCAAAAUUAAUGUGAUGUAAAUUCUAGGAUAAAGAUACCUCCGUUUAAGAAUGUGAAAACUGCAAUUUAA
Molecule: messenger RNA, 1813 nt
Organism: Drosophila serrata
Lineage: Eukaryota; Metazoa; Arthropoda; Insecta; Diptera; Drosophilidae
Gene: CatB
Product: Catalase B
Biological process (GO): response to hydrogen peroxide; hydrogen peroxide catabolic process
Cellular component (GO): mitochondrion; cytoplasm; peroxisome
Molecular function (GO): heme binding; catalase activity
Source: RefSeq, a predicted model, not a curated record